Elephantulus edwardii (Cape elephant shrew) is the source of this 939-nucleotide messenger RNA. Its product is annotated as olfactory receptor 1030-like. The coding region runs from base 1 to 939 and encodes 312 amino acids. Gene Ontology annotation, biological process: sensory perception of smell; G protein-coupled receptor signaling pathway. The transcript has a single exon. Gene Ontology annotation, cellular component: membrane. NCBI's taxonomy places the organism in Eukaryota, Metazoa, Chordata, Mammalia, Macroscelidea, Macroscelididae. The record is from RefSeq and is a predicted model, not a curated record. Gene Ontology annotation, molecular function: G protein-coupled receptor activity; olfactory receptor activity; odorant binding.
AUGCCAAAGAAAAACUACACCGAAGUGACUGAGUUUAUUCUCCUGGGACUGACUGACCGAGCUGACUUGCAGCCUGUUCUAUUUGUGAUAUUCUUAUUUAUCUACCUCGUCACCGUAAUCGGCAACGUGAGCAUGAUUUUUAUAAUUAGAAGCGACUCAAAACUGCACACCCCCAUGUACUUUUUCCUCAGUCAUCUCUCCUUCGUAGAUCUCUGUUAUGCCACCAACGUCACGCCACAGAUGCUUGUGAACUUUUUAUCUGAGAGAAAAACCAUUUCUUUUGUUGGUUGCUUCAUCCAGUUCCAUUUUUUCAUUGCCCUGGUGAUCACAGAUUACUAUAUGCUCACGGUGAUGGCUUAUGACCGCUACGUGGCCAUCUGUAAGCCCUUACUCUACAGUAGUAAAAUGUCCAGAUGUGUCUGCCUCUCUCUGGUGGCCGCUCCUUAUAUUUAUGGCUUUGUAAGUGGCCUCACACAGACCAUACUGAUGCUACGCCUGUCCUUCUGUGGACCCAAUGAGAUCAACCACUUCUACUGUGCAGACCCGCCUCUCUUAGUCCUGGCCUGCUCAGAUACACAUUUCAACGAAACUGCCAUGUUUGUGGGGGCUGGAACCAACCUUAUCUGCUCUCUCACCAUCAUCCUCAUCUCCUAUAUUUUCAUCUUCGCCGCCAUCCUGCGCAUCCGCUCUGCUGAGGGGAGGCGCAAAGCCUUCUCCACCUGCGGGUCCCAUCUCACAGCUGUCACUGUCUUUUAUGGGACCCUCUUCUGCAUGUAUCUGAGGCCACCUUCUGAGUCAUCUGUAGAACAGGGGAAGAUUGUAGCUGUUUUUUAUAUCUUUGUGAGCCCUAUGUUAAACCCUUUGAUUUAUAGCCUCAGGAACAAAGAUGUUAAAGCAGCAAUAAGGAAAGUUGUACAAAGGAGAUUGUUUCUUAAAUAA